Messenger RNA from Suillus paluster, 428 nucleotides. RefSeq lists its product as uncharacterized. NCBI's taxonomy places the organism in Eukaryota, Fungi, Basidiomycota, Agaricomycetes, Boletales, Suillaceae. The record is from RefSeq and is a predicted model, not a curated record. The transcript has 3 exons. The annotation marks the transcript as partial.
AUGGAUCGCUACCGCCAAUACAAGAAUACCGCCACUCUGAAACAGGGCAAGCCCUGGGUUCCUCUCGAGGGGCACGACGCGCUCGCGUCUAUCGCCUCUGUCGUCGAAAUCGCUCCCCUUCAAGGAGACGGGGGGCGAAGCAAGGACUGGAAGAAUGACCCUCCAUUCCAUGAUUCCUGGGAGUAUACGAAGGAGGUACCAUCCAUCCUCCUCGCUCGCAGUGUGUUUGAACGCUGGGAGGCGAUCAAUAAAAUACACGCCAUCAUGAAGCGUCUUCCAUCCAGGGUGCUUCAUCAGAUAAGCACGAGGAAGUACACUCAGUGGUUGGACCGAACCAAGGACUUAUUGCCGGUCACGACUUGGUACCCAGGUAUCGCUACCCAGGGGCCUGCGCAACAAGCUGCCCGGUGGUCUUUCCAGCCCAAAAG